AGAACAAAGCUCAUUAGCUUUCCCCAAGGAAAGACAAUUAAUAAUCCGCAAGGGGCUGGGAAAUAAAGCCCUCCCUGAGCUCUGCUUUCUGCAGACUUGGGAGGUCCGUCAUUCCUGGCAGACCAAGAGAGAUGGUUGUGGGAGGGAGGCAGAGAUGGGUCUGAAAAGAGGGUCAGCUGAGAGUCCUGCUCAGCAUGACGCUGAGAUGCAGAGUUAGAUCAAUGGCUUGUGUGAGUCAAGGAAGCAGGUGGAGAAGGCAGCGCUGGUCGAAACAUGCGGCCUCCUUCUGGUGCUACACAUGUACCGACGAGCCCUCCAACUGGAAUUGUGUUAAAGCGACUAAGUGUGCUGACACUGACAAAUACUGCCUCACAACCUAUGCGUCUGGAGGGAUUGGCGAUAAAAAGGGGCAGCGCAUCACCAAGAAAUGCUCUCCGGUGUGUCCCCAAACAAACCUGAACCUCGGCAUAGCCGCCAUUUCUACCUCCUGCUGUGAGCAUUCCCUCUGCAACCUCAGCGGGGCCAGCAGUGUGAAAACCAGCUACCUGGUGAUGGCCACGGGGAUCUUGGCCAGUCUCAUCUACGGCCUCAGAACGGGACUGUGGUGAGGCCAGGAAAAGAGGACUUGCCAUCCCGAAGAACCAACUUGGGCCUCCCCAGAGAGAUGCCAAAAGCCUUCUGUGCAAAGCUGCCAUCCAGGCUAACACUGUCCUGUCUCUUCCGUGUCACCUCAGAUCCCCUCAGCAAGGAGUUUCUCACUAAUUUUCUACGCUGUUGUUCUUUCUCUGAGGGCCGGGAGCUGUACCCUGGGGAUAAGAGCACUGCCCUCCCUCGCCGGGGGGUUGUGAGCAUAAACGCAUUAAAGAUAUUACGCUGAUGGAGGCUAGAUAUGCACCUAAGAUUUUAUCUAUCUAUCUAUAGUUAAUAGCUCCACCUCCACCUUUGUUUUAGCAGAGCCAGAGUCGUCUCCCACCUGCUUGGUGUCGGUGACCUGGGAUGCUCAGCAGAAUGGUGCUGCCUGGCUAGAUGUGCCAGCUCUGGGGAAAGUCACCAUACAGCACAAACUACUAACAGUUGUUCCACCAUCUGCCACAGACCCUGUGUCAUUCCCCCCUUCAUUCCCCCUAGCACUGUCUCUUCUCUGCCUCUCCUCGCACUCGCACCAGUGAGAGCAUGAGAGCCUUCUCCUCUGCAGCUCGCUCACCAGAGCAGGCU
Mauremys mutica (yellowpond turtle) is the source of this 1215-nucleotide messenger RNA. Its product is annotated as lymphocyte antigen 6E-like. NCBI's taxonomy places the organism in Eukaryota, Metazoa, Chordata, Testudines, Geoemydidae. Gene Ontology annotation, molecular function: acetylcholine receptor inhibitor activity. The transcript has 3 exons. The record is from RefSeq and is a predicted model, not a curated record. Bases 195 to 608 code for a protein of 137 amino acids.